This is a messenger RNA of Pteropus alecto (black flying fox), 3901 nucleotides long. RefSeq names its product epidermal growth factor (gene EGF). The record is from RefSeq and is a predicted model, not a curated record. The coding region runs from base 1 to 3624 and encodes 1207 amino acids. Gene Ontology annotation, molecular function: calcium ion binding. NCBI's taxonomy places the organism in Eukaryota, Metazoa, Chordata, Mammalia, Chiroptera, Pteropodidae. The transcript is spliced from 24 exons.
AUGCUGCUCUUCCUUGUCAUUCUGUUGCCGGUAGUUUUUAAGUUUGGUUUUGUUAGUCUCUCAGCACUGCCUCGCUGGAACUGUCCUGAAGAGUCUCCCUCUGGAAAUGGGAAUCCUGCUUGUGUGGGUCCUGUACCCUUCUUAAUUUUCUCUCAUGGAAAUAGUAUCUUUCGGAUUGACCUGGAAGGAACUAAUUAUGAGAAAUUGGUGACAGAUGCUGGCGUAUCAGUGAUCAUGGAUUUUCAUUACAAUAAGGAAAGAAUCUAUUGGGUAGAUCUAGAAAGACAACUUUUGCAAAGAGUUUUCCUGAAUGGGACAAGGCAAGAGAGAGUAUGCAAUAUAGAGAAAAAUGUUUCAGGAAUGGCAAUAAAUUGGAUAAAUGAAGAACUUAUUUGGUCAAAUCAACAGGAAGGAAUCAUUACAAUAACAGAUAUGAAAGGAAACAAUUCCCGCAUUCUAUUAAGUGCCUUAAAAUAUCCUGCAAAUGUAGCGGUUGAUCCAGUAGAAAGGUUUAUAUUUUGGUCUUCAGAGGUGGCCGGCAGCCUUCAGAGGGCAGAUCUCGGUGGUGUGGAAGUGAAGAUUCUGCUAGAGACGGCAGAGAAAAUAACAGCUAUGUCGUUGGAUGUGCUUGGUAAACGGCUCUUCUGGGUUCAGUAUGACAGAGAAGGAAGCAAUUCUCGUAUUUGUUCCUGUGAUUAUGAUGGAGGUUCUGUCCAUUUUAGCAAAUAUCUUUCACAGCACAAUUUGUUUGCAAUAUCCCUUUUUGGUGACCGUAUCUUCUAUUCAACAUGGAGAAAGAAGACAAUUUGGAUAGCUGACAAACACACUGGGAAGGAUAUGGUUAGAAUUAACCUCAACUCAUCAUUUGUACCACCUGGAGGAAUUAAAGUAGUGCACCCGAUCGGACAGCCCAGGGCAGAGGGUGAUGCUUGGGCAUCUGAUCAAAACUUCUGCAGUCUGAGGAAAGGCAACUGCAGAGGCAGCGUGUGUGGGCAAGACCUUAAGUCCCAUUUGUGCACGUGUGCGGAGGGAUAUGCUUUAAGCCAGGACGGAAAGUAUUGUGAAGAUGUUAAUGAAUGUGCUCUUUGGAACCAUGGCUGUACUCUUGGGUGUGAAAACAUCCCUGGAUCCUAUUAUUGCACAUGCCCUGUAGGAUUUGUUCUGCUUCCUGAUGGAAAACGGUGUCACCAGUUAAUUUCCUGUCCAAGCAAUGCAUCUGAAUGCAGCCAUGAGUGCGUUCUGACUUCAGAUGGUCCCAUAUGUUUCUGUCCUGAAGGUUCAGUGCUUGGGACAGAUGGAAAAACAUGUAGUGGCUGUUCAUCACCUGAUAAUGGUGGAUGUAGCCAGCUCUGCAUCCCUCUCAGCCCAGUAUCUUGGGAAUGUGGUUGCCACCCUGGCUAUGACCUACAACUGGACAAAAAAAGCUGUGCAGCUUCAGGACCACAACCAUUUUUGCUGUUUGCCAAUUCUCAAGAUAUUCGACACAUGCAUUUUGAUGGAACAGAUUAUGGAACCCUGCUCAGCCAGCAAAUGGGAACGGUUUUCGCCAUAGAUCAUGACCCUGUGGAAAAUAAGGUAUACUUUGCCCAUACAGCCCUCAAGUGCAUAGAGAGAGCAAAUAUGGAUGGUUCCCAGAGAGAAAGGCUUAUCGAGGAAGCAGUAGAUGUGCCAGAAGGUCUUGCUAUAGACUGGAUUGACCGUAAACUCUAUUGGACAGACAGAGGGAAAUCGGUCAUAGAAGGCAGUGAUUUAAGUGGAAAACAUCGUGAAGUAAUCAUUCGGGAAGACAUCUCUCAGCCACGAGGAAUUGCUGUCCAUCCAGUGGCCAAGAGAUUAUUCUGGACUGAUAUGGGAAUUAAUCCACGAAUCGAAAGUUCUUCUCUUCAAGGCGUUGGCCGACUGGUCAUCGCUAGCUCUGAGCUGGUCUGGCCCAGUGGAAUAACGAUUGACUUCUUAACCGACAAGUUGUAUUGGUGUGAUGCCAAGCAAUCUGUGAUCGAAAUGGCUAAUCUGGAUGGUUCGAAACGCCAAAGACUUGCCCAGAACGAUGUAGGUCACCCAUUUGCUGUGGCUGUGUUUGAGGAUCACGUAUGGUUCUCUGACUGGACUGUGCCAUCGGUAAUAAGGGUGAACAAGAGGACUGGCAAAAAUAGGGUACGUCUCCGAGGCAGCAUGCUGAAGCCCUCAUCACUGGUUGUAGUUCAUCCAUUGGCAAAACCAGGAGCAGAUCCCUGCUUAUAUCAAAAUGGAGGCUGUGAACAUAUUUGCAAAGAGAAGUUUGGAGCUGUUCAGUGUUCGUGUCGUGAAGGUUUUGUGAAAGCCCCAGAUGGGAAACUCUGUCUGGCUCUAAAUGGCCAUCAGGUAUUGGCAGGUAGUGGAGCAGAUCUAAGUAAUCAAGUAAAGCCAUCGGACAUGCUACUCAGCAGUCAAGGGUUUGAAGAUAAUAUUACAGAAUCGCAACAUGUGCUAGUGGCCGAAAUCAUGGCAUCAGAUGACGACGACUGUGGUCCCAUGGAGUGUGGUGCACACUCUCAAUGUGUUUCAGAGGGAGAGGUUGCCACGUGUCAGUGUUUGAAAGGAUUUGCUGGGGAUGGAAAAUUAUGUUCUGAUAUAGAUGAAUGUGAGAUGGGUAUCACGGUGUGCCCGCACCCCUCUUCCAAGUGCAUCAAUACUGAAGGUGGCCAUGUCUGCCAGUGCUCACAAGGCUACCGAGGAGAUGGAAUUCACUGUCUUGAUAUUGACGAGUGCCAACUGGGCAUGCACACCUGUGGGGAAAAUGCCACCUGUACAAACACAGAGGGAAACUACACCUGCACGUAUGCCGGUAUCCCGUCUGAACCUGGACGGGUUUGCCCUGACUCCACUCCACCCUCUCAGCUCAGGGAAGAUGGCCACUAUUCUGUGAGGAACAGUUACCCAGAAUGCCCCCCGUCCCACGCUGGGUACUGCCUCCACGGCGGUGUGUGUAUGUACAUUGAAGCCGUGGACAACUACGCAUGCAACUGUAUUGUUGGCUACGUCGGGGAGCGAUGUCAGCACCGAGACUUGAAAUGGUGGGAACUGCGCCACGCCGGCCACGGGCGGCAGCGGAGCCUCGCGGUGGGGGCUGUCUGCGUGCUGGUGCUUGUCCUGCUGCUGCUCCUGGGGCUGUGGGGCGCUCACUGCUACAGGACUCAGAAGCUGCUAUCGAAAAAUCAGAAGAGCCCUUAUGAAGAGUCAUGCAGAGACCCAAGCAUCAGCAGGCCUGCAGACGGAGAGGCCGGGGUGUCUUCCUGUCCCCAGCCUUGGUUUGUGGUUAUAAAGGAACACCAGAACCUCAGGAAUGGGGAUCAACCCGUGGCUCCCCGGGAUGGCCAGGCCACAGUUGCUGACCAGUUUUUCUCCCUGGAACCUGGGUCAGUGCAACUGACGCCAUGGAGGAAGGAACCCCAGAGGAGUCUGGGCACAGAGCAAGGCUGCUGCGUUCCACCAUCCAGUGAUGAUAGGUCUGGUCCCCAGGGAAUGGAGCACAGCUUUCCUCUCCCCUCCUAUGGGGUGCAGCCCAUUGUUGUGGGGGUCGAGAAGCCCCAUUCUCUCCUGUCAGCUAACCCCUUACGGCAACAAAGGGCCCCAGAUUCACCAUAGCAAAUGGAGCUGACUCAGUGAAAACUGGAAUUAAAAAGGAAGUUGAAGAAGAACAAACUGAAUGUGUGGACAAUAAUACUUUGUUUCAAAAAGCAGAGACAAAAUAUAAAUUUUGGCUUCAUGAUCUCUACAACUAAUCACCUGAUCGGCAUCCUGGAAACAAAUAUGUUUCGUGCUUGUACUUCUUCCUUCAGUCCUUCCCACUGUUUCAAGUUAGAGUAACUGGGAGAACCACUAGUUAACUCAUUAGAAAUCAAAUGGGGACAGUUGUGUUUUA